UCGUCGUCAUCAACAUGGGAAUCAAGAUAUACGUACUCAUCGUAACCCUACACGCGAUUGCUGCUAACGGAAACGUUCCUAGCAGAACUUCACCUAAGCAAGCAACUCCGCUACCCUCGGAACCUCUAGUACUACACCUUGUACCAUCUUCUCUGGCUCCACCACUGCCAUUCAGGCAGUCAGAAGGCCAACCCCCACCUCUAAAUCUCCACUCUUUUGGAUCAUCUUCAUCUGCUUCAGAAGUUACUGGACCCCUAAUUAAAAGUUUUGGUGCUGCUACCCCAAAUUCUGCCACGUACUCCAGUCCUAGCUCUACGACACAAACUAUUUUGCUGCCGCCUACUUUACAGCAGCCAGGUCCUAUUAAAUUCUCUCCCGUUUUUGCUGAUGUGCAGAGUCCUGCUCAAAAAGAGAAACGGUUCUUAAGCCUAGGUAACACACUCAUUCCAUUACUGCAACCAUUCAAUUCAGGUCCAGGAGGACCACUCUCUCUGAUUCAUAUUCCUAUUCCUGCUUUAGUGCAUCAUCCAGGGAAUCCCGUUUCGAUAUCAUUUCCUACAACUGGCCUAACUAAUUCGAUUGUAUCGGCUUUUGGUUCAAAAUUUCCUUUCCUAGGAAUAACGAGUAAAAAAGAUGGUUUUCGCUCUUCUCAUGACCAACCUUCUUUAGCUUUAACAAGUCCCUCAGGAGUAUCCAGUUCUGCUCAUUCCCCGAUGUUUAUGCCUCUUGCAGCACCAGUACCAUCACCAACAAAUAAUAUAUUUCCGGAGCCUCAUUAUGAUUUCGGUUACAUAGUGAAUGAUGAACACUCAAGAAACAAUUUCGCUCAUCAAGAGACGCGAAGAGGUCAAGACACCUUAGGCUACUACGAGGUCUUACUACCCGACGGUCGUCUCCAGAGGGUGAGCUAUUCAGUCGAAGGUGACGGCGGUUAUGUGGCUCAGGUUGCUUAUGAAAACGCUUAGUUUUGCUGAAGUUCAGCUCUUCGCCUUCUUCCCUAGUCAUUCUGUGUCACUAUGAAGUAACAGUGUAUCAUAAUUCUCUGUAUCUUUAAGUUCUUCAUUUUUUAAUUUUUGUUUGUUUGUUAUUAAUGAAUGUGAGUUUUUUUUUAUUGUUGAAUACGUGUUUUUUUUCGUUAUUUGUUAUUGUUGAAUAGAUGUUUUUGUUAGUGUGUAUGUUUAAACCAAAUUGAAUCUGAUAUAGUUUUCCUUUUUUGAUUAACUAUUAUUUAUUUUACACUUUUCUGAGGAUUCAUUUAAGUUUUCUCAUUUACUAAUAUCUGGCUAUGAUAUCAAUGUUAAUUAUUAUUUUUGUUUUAGAGGGAGCCCCUCUUCUAGGGCGGUGUUAUUGGAAAUAAUUGCCGUUUCAGUGGCAUUCAGCUAAGAUAGUCUUCCCUACAUCUCUCUACUGAUGCCAGUGAUAGAGGAGAAGCUGGCACAAUGGUCCUUAAACUUUUUAUUACCAUGUCACCUCUAAGAGUUGGUCCUUCCUUCCACUUCCUCCUUGCAUCUACGAGUAAAAUUCACCCCCAGAUUUAAAGGAAAAUAAGUAAAAAAGAGAAAGAGAAGGGGUUUCGAGGGAGAGGGAGGGAGGUAAAUGAUUACAAAACAUGGUAAACCCAGAGUCCAACUAGAGUAAUAGACUAUGGGAAACUAACGUUACAGGGUGAUACUUUUGCAUUUUUUCAUAAAUAUCUGAAUAUUAGUUCCUCAGUCUUGUGAAGAGAAUAACGAAUAUAAUUAGAGAAUUAUUAUUUUUUUCGCUAGGGGUCGCGACUCCCCUGGAAAUUACUGACUAUCCUGCACUAUCCUGCUGAGGUAGCGGGAUAGUGCAUGCCGCUAGCGAUUAUAUAAGUCAAUUGUAGCAGAUAAAUAUCCCUAAAAGUUUACAGCUAGAUGAACAAGUGAAGAAAAUAUGCACAAGGAAAAACCUUAUAUAAAGUCUUCUGUAAUGAUAAGCUGUUAGUAAUGAACUCCUAUUAAUGAUUAAUGGAUAGAGUGCAAAAGGAGAGGAUAAAAGAUAAGAAAUAGAUAUCUCUUAGGAUGUUUUUAAAGGCAUGGAAUUGUCACCCUGUAAAAAUUAAUAACCUUACAUCAACUAAAUAAAAAAGUUAUUGUUUCCUUAA
Molecule: messenger RNA, 2125 nt
Organism: Macrobrachium nipponense
Lineage: Eukaryota; Metazoa; Arthropoda; Malacostraca; Decapoda; Palaemonidae
Exons: 3
Coding region: 15-965 (316 amino acids)
Cellular component (GO): extracellular matrix
Source: RefSeq, a predicted model, not a curated record